This is a messenger RNA of Musa acuminata subsp. malaccensis (wild Malaysian banana), 887 nucleotides long. RefSeq names its product probable isoaspartyl peptidase/L-asparaginase 2. The record is from RefSeq and is a predicted model, not a curated record. Lineage: Eukaryota; Viridiplantae; Streptophyta; Magnoliopsida; Zingiberales; Musaceae. Gene Ontology annotation, molecular function: hydrolase activity.
GGUACCGUUGAGAUGGAGGCCAGCAUCAUGGACGGCCACGGCCGCCGCUGCGGCGCCGUAUCCGGUCUCACCACCGUCAAGAACCCCGUCUCCCUUGCUCGCCUCGUCAUGGACAGAUCCCCUCAUUCCUACCUCGCUUUCGACGGCGCCGAGGAAUUCGCCCGCGAACAGGGUGUUGAAGUGGUGGACAAUAGCUAUUUUAUCACGGAAGAGAACAUGAGCAUGCUGAAACGGGCAAAGGAGGCUAACAGCAUCAUGUAUGAUUAUAGAGUUCCAGCGCCGGGUGUGGACAGCGCCAGUGCCGGACUAGAGGGUGCGAAAGUGGAGAACGGUCUGCUGAUGAACGGCCUCCGCAUCAGCGUCUACGCGCCGGAGACCGUGGGGUGUGUGGUGGUCGACAGCAACGGGUGGUGUGCUGCCGCAACGUCCACCGGGGGGCUCAUGAACAAGAUGAGCGGUCGCAUCGGCGACUCACCCCUGAUCGGCUCCGGCACCUACGCCUGCGGUGACUGCGCCGUCUCGUGCACCGGGGAGGGUGAGGCCAUCAUCCGCAGCACACUGGCGAGGGACGUGGCAGCGCUGGUGGAGUACAAGGGGCUCAGCCUGCAGGAGGCCGUGGACUACGCCAUCAAGGAGAGGUUAGACGAGGGCAUGGCCGGGCUCAUCGCUGUGUCCAGAAAUGGUGAGGUUGCGUACGGGUUCAACACUAUAGGGAUGUUCAGGGGAUGUGCGACGGAGGAUGGAUUCAUGGAGGUGAGUAUAUGGUAGACGCACUGUCUCCGCAAGAUCCGUCAGCAGCCUCCACAAAGAAUGUAGCAAUCUCUGUUUAUGAUGGUAAAAAUCUUCUUCCAAAUCCAAGGGAUCACUUAAUAUGCUUGAUCAAGAGA